GUACAAACACUUCUAACUAACUGCCAUUCAACUACACUUAUUACUUCAACUCAUCUUCAUUUUCUUUCUUUACAGCCUUAAAGCCCUUAAUUAUAUUUUCUGCUCAUUUAUCUCAACACAAUGCGUCAACCUCGAUUAUCAACCACUCUCUUUGUACUAUUAAUCCAAGCUUCAUUACUACUUUCCUUAAGUUUUGGUUAUAUGCAUGCUAAUUCAUGUAGAUCAUAUUGUGGCAACAUUACAAUCGACUACCCGUUUGGAGUCAAAUACGGUUGUGGACACCCGGGAUACCGAGAUCUUCUAUAUUGUGUCAAUGAUGUCCUUAUGUUCCAUAUAAGUUCGGGGUCAUAUCGAGUAUUAGACAUCGAUUAUACGUUUCAAGCCCUCACAUUGCACGACCCACACUUAUCUACGUGCAACACGAUUGUUCUCGAGUCACGUGGUAACGGGUUCGUGGUCGAGCCAUGGAGGAAACCGUAUUUGACUCCAACACCCGAUAACGCCUUUUUACUACUCGGGUGUUCAAGAAAUUCACCACUCUUCAAAGGGUUUCCUUCCAAUAAACAUCUACCAUGCAGGAAUAUAUCGGGUUUGGGCUGUGAAGACUACUAUAGGUGUCCAGCUUGGGGGUCCAUUGGGCCAACUGAAGUGGGCUUGGUGUCUGGGCUGGGCCCACCGGAAUGUUGUGCGGUGGCUUUUGAUGAAGUUGGGUCGGCCCAAGGGAUAAAUCUUACGAAGUUGGAGUGUCAAGCGUAUAGUAGUGUUUAUAAUUUAGCACCAUUAAGAGUAGAUGGGCCACACGAGUGGUCGUAUGGCAUACGUGUGAAAUACUCAAUUCAAGGGCAUGAUGCAUUUUGUAGAUCGUGUGAGGCUACUAAAGGCACGUGUGGUUAUAAAGGUAGUGAUGAUAGCGGGAUUACAGAAUUGUGUAUGUGCGAUACUUGGAAUUCGACCGCUAAUUGUGAAUCUAUUUCAGUUGAAUCAAUGGUAGCAAAUAGUGUUAUUUUAAGGGGUUCGUUGAGCAUUUUUGCAUUACUAGCAGGAUUUCAUUUUCAUAUGAUUUUAUGGAGCACAAGUUGAAAUCCAAUGUAAAACUGAGUAUCUUUUAAUUAGGUGAUCAAUUCAAGGAAACAUACUUGUCCACAAUACCACAAUCGAUAUAUAUGAACAUAUUGACUAGAAGGUUGGAGGCCUUGGAGAACUUGAAACACUACAAGAAGUGUAAAACUUGCACGUAUAUACUAUGAUAUUGUAUACUCAGAUUCAAAUGUGUCAUGAUAUAAGGCACAUGCAUGCUUUUUUGAGAUUUUAUUAUGACCUACUAAAAAGUUACAAAUAUUUAAUUAUUGUGUAAUAUUGUUAGUGCUGAAACAUUGUUGAUAGUUGAUACAAUUUUUUAAG
Chenopodium quinoa (quinoa) is the source of this 1401-nucleotide messenger RNA. RefSeq lists its product as uncharacterized. Gene Ontology annotation, molecular function: polysaccharide binding. The coding region runs from base 121 to 1080 and encodes 319 amino acids. The transcript is spliced from 3 exons. The record is from RefSeq and is a predicted model, not a curated record. NCBI's taxonomy places the organism in Eukaryota, Viridiplantae, Streptophyta, Magnoliopsida, Caryophyllales, Amaranthaceae.